GUCCUGUCACAAUGUGAGUCCCCCCAUUGGACUUCCUCGAGCAUCUUUCUUACAGUCUGUGACGGCUUCUCAUCAAACUAUGGCCUCUUAAACAAGGCAAGCACUGCUGGAAUUUAGCGUAAUUCUCCUCCUAUAAUACCAAUUCAGAACCCUCAGUAACGGAGAAACGCUGUAUCACCAUUAAAGCUCUAAAAUGGCGGACGAAGAGCGGCCGCCAGCCCCUCCUCUCCGACUAACAUCCAACAAAGAUGCUAUUUCUCCUGGCUCUCGUCCUCUACCAAGCGCUCCUAUCGAGGAGAAAAAGAAGAAGACAGCCACUUUUAGGUUAUUCCCUAACAAGGGAGAAUAUAACAAGAAAAAGCCGGAAAUAUCCUACCCUACCCAGUUUGAGCACACUAUUCAUGUUGGUUUUGAUCCAGUAACUGGAGAAUUUACGGGCAUGCCAGAAGCAUGGGCAAGAUUACUUCAAGUGUCAAAUAUUACACAAGCAGAACAGAAAAAAAAUCCACAGGCUGUGUUGGAUGUUCUGAACUUCUAUGACAGUAGUAAAGAUAAAGCAGAAACAACAAAGUUUAUGACCACUGUCAAACCUUAUGCCUCUCACAGUCAUCGUUCUUCUUCUUCUUCCUCCUCUGAACCUUCACGGCGGGGGAUACCGCCAAUUACUACCAGUAGCCCAUCUGCUUUAGAUGCAACCAAGUCACUUUCAUGUUCCCCUUUUGGCUGCUCUUCGCCUAAAACAACCCAGUCAUUAAACCGUAAAGGAAGCUUUCGAUUAAAACUUAAACGAAGCUUGUCCAAGAAGCGCAGAAAAUCUCUGCCUUCCAAAACAAAUUGUAAUAACUGUAAACAACACGAAGAGACAAUAACAAAAUUAAAUGACUCUGGUCGUAAAUAUUCCUCUCCCACCAUGUCUGGAGAACCAAGGCAUGCAUCACCUGAAAGACUAUCAUCUGCAUCACGUUCAGAUACGAGUUCAUUAACAGAAUCAUCUCCUGCGUCACUUGGUGAUGACUUAGAAUCAACACUUAGUUUACGGUCAGAACCUCUGAUUAAUCAUUCAGAACGUACUCCAAAAGAAUCCAAUAAAGGUAUUCAAUUGUAAAUGAUAUUCCACACU
This is a messenger RNA of Actinia tenebrosa (Australian red waratah sea anemone), 1120 nucleotides long. Its product is annotated as serine/threonine-protein kinase PAK 2. The record is from RefSeq and is a predicted model, not a curated record. Gene Ontology annotation, molecular function: ATP binding; protein serine/threonine kinase activity. NCBI's taxonomy places the organism in Eukaryota, Metazoa, Cnidaria, Anthozoa, Actiniaria, Actiniidae. Gene Ontology annotation, biological process: protein phosphorylation.